ACGCAAACUAUAGAGACAUAGGACAAUGUUAUUCCCUCAGUGGUCGGUCGGAGCCCGUGGAAUCACAAGUGAGAAGGCUCUAUGGCUGAAAAUGUUGCUCCUGCGCAGUUUCAAGAUAAGAAUAAUCAUGAUGUUUUCAAGCCUUGUCUACCUAGCCUUGAUGACUACAGCCUUCGGAGCGAGUCCACCCAAACCCGAUAAUAUUGCGAUUCCCAUCAUAAGUCAAUCGUCAGAUGUUAGUCCUGACGGAACAUUCUUCAACCAAUUCGAAACAGCUAAUGGUAUCCAGUACCAGGAAUCGGGAACUUUGAAAAAUCCUGGUCAGAAAGAUGAAGCUGCAUCUGUGCAAGGUUCAGCUAGCUGGCCAGCUCAAGAUGGAACUCCAGUCAGAAUAGAUUGGCAAGCUGAUGAAAAUGGUGCUACCUUUCAAGGUGCACAUCUUCCAACUCCUCCACCCAUUCCAGUUUUGAUUCAACGUGCUCUUGACUGGUUGGCUAACAACCCCGAGAGAGCACUGGAUGAGAAAAAAACGUGAUGUGAUAUAUUUAGUGAAAGGUGUAAGACUAAGUUGUGCCCACUGAUGUCAAUAAAUAAAUUGAUAAGA
Messenger RNA from Belonocnema kinseyi, 604 nucleotides. Its product is annotated as endocuticle structural glycoprotein SgAbd-2-like. Gene Ontology annotation, molecular function: structural constituent of chitin-based larval cuticle. The record is from RefSeq and is a predicted model, not a curated record. The transcript has 2 exons. Lineage: Eukaryota; Metazoa; Arthropoda; Insecta; Hymenoptera; Cynipidae. Gene Ontology annotation, cellular component: chitin-based extracellular matrix. Bases 26 to 535 code for a protein of 169 amino acids.